This is a messenger RNA of Nymphalis io (European peacock), 1438 nucleotides long. RefSeq names its product 3-ketodihydrosphingosine reductase (gene Kdsr). Gene Ontology annotation, cellular component: endoplasmic reticulum membrane. Lineage: Eukaryota; Metazoa; Arthropoda; Insecta; Lepidoptera; Nymphalidae. The transcript is spliced from 3 exons. Bases 181 to 1188 code for a protein of 335 amino acids. Gene Ontology annotation, molecular function: 3-dehydrosphinganine reductase activity. The record is from RefSeq and is a predicted model, not a curated record. Gene Ontology annotation, biological process: sphingolipid biosynthetic process.
AAUGUCAGUUUGGGUGCUUCGUGAUAGGUAAAAGAACUCAAAUGCUAAUAACCCCAUCUAAUGUCAAUGCACUUUGCUUCGGAAAUUAAAUAAUACUUCCUUGACUUGCAUAUCUGCUGGUUAACACUUAACUGAGCGUGCGAUUUAUAAAAACGUUUGAGAUUAAUAAACGUCCCUAAAAUGAUAUUAAUAUAUAUUUGUGUAGUUAUUUUUAUACUAAUAAUAAUUUUAACAGCCUUGCAUAAAAGUUUGGAAAAGAAAAUUGUUUACAAGAAUCUUAAAAAUAGGCAUGUUGUUAUCACUGGUGGUUCAAGCGGUAUUGGCAAAUCUGCGGCUAUUGAAGCGGUUAAAUUAGGGGCUAAUGUUACGAUAAUCGGUCGUGACAGUCAAAAACUUCUUUCAGCUUUUGGUGAUAUAACUAGGCAUUGUAAACUAUUAAGCGGACAAAAAGUUAAUUAUAUUUCUUUAGAUAUCACAUCGGACUAUGAUUCAAUAGAGAAAUGUUUAUCUAAAGCAGAAUCAGAUAUUGGACCAAUAUUUAUGUUGAUAAACUGUGCUGGAAUGUGUAUUUGUGGCAAGUUUGAAAAUAUGAAGGUAGAACAUAUAAAACAAAUGAUAGAUUUAAAUUAUUUCGGUACAGCCUAUCCAACAAGGUAUGUUCUACCAGGAAUGAAGAAACGUAAUGAAGGCUUAAUAGUAUUUGUUUCUACAGAAGCUGCUCUGUUAGGAAUAUAUGGAUACAGCGCAUAUGGUGCUGCAAAAUGGGCAGUUCGUGGUCUGGCUGAAUCUGUCUUCAUGGAGUUAAUCGGUACUAAUGUGAGAUUGACACUUGCAUUUCCACCAGACACUGAUACACCUGGAUUCAAAAAUGAAGAACUCACAAAACCUAAAGAGACAAAACUGAUAUCUGGUUCUGGAGGUCUUCGCACACCUAAGGAAGUUGGUAGAAAAAUGAUAAGGGACGCAUUGAAUGGCAAGAUAUACUCUGUAUUCGGUUUUAGCGGUCACUUACUAUCAAUUUUAUACUGUGGGACAAUCGACAACCUUACACAAGUUCUGCUACAAAUAUUUUCUAUGGGUAUUUUGAAGGCUAUUAUGGUUGGAGUACAGUUAUCAUUCCAUAAAAUUGUGCGAGAUGGUUUGAAAGAAUACAAAGUUAAUGAAAAUGAUAAAGAAAAAAGUUUAUAACAAUAUACCAAAAAUGUGUCUAGUCCCAUAUCAUUAAUAGCCAAAUUAAAUGAAACUAUAACUUUUUAUCUAUCUAAAUUUACAUAUUUAUUUUAAUUAAUGUAGUUUUUAAAGUUAAAAUAGAAAAAUAGAUAAAAAUUUGUGUAAUUAUUUUAACUAUGUGCAUGUGAGGCGAUGUUAGAUGUACUGAAUUGCUGUUAUUAAUUUAUCUAUUAUUUCUAUCGUUAAUGUGAUCUAAAGUAUUUGGAUA